Messenger RNA from Paramisgurnus dabryanus, 707 nucleotides. RefSeq names its product myelin and lymphocyte protein-like. The record is from RefSeq and is a predicted model, not a curated record. Gene Ontology annotation, cellular component: membrane. Lineage: Eukaryota; Metazoa; Chordata; Actinopteri; Cypriniformes; Cobitidae. Gene Ontology annotation, molecular function: structural constituent of myelin sheath. Gene Ontology annotation, biological process: myelination.
AUGGCAGCCGCAGCUGCCACGCAACAGUCGAUGAGGGGUCUGCCAAGCGGAUUCCGCGUGUGCUCCACCGCACCGGACAUCCUUUAUGUACCUGAACUGAUUUGUGGAGGGCUGGUGUGGAUCCUGGUGGCUUCCACACAUGUGCAGCCCAACAACCCACUGGGAUGGGUCAUGUUUGUGUCUUUAUUUUGCUUUUUAAUGACCUUCCUCUGGUUAAUCACAUUUGCCUGUGGGUGCCUCAAGAAAAGCAGCAUCUGCCCUUUGCUGGACUUUCUUUAUCAUCUGAUUGCUGCAAUGUUCUACCUGAGUGCCUCAGUUCCCCUGGCCAAUGUGACCAUCAACAUGCAAAAUGCAACUGCUGUUGCGAUAUAUCCCUUUAACUACUACCAGAUCGACAUUGCGGCCGUGGUACUCUCCCACAUUACCACAUUGCUCUACUUUAUCCACUGCAUCCUUUCUGCUUGUCGAUGGAAAUCUAUUUGUUGUUAAAAUUAAGCAUCAACAGAGAAAGUAACUUUUGUAAAAGUGCUAAAUCUGGAAGAGAUGAAUCUCAGGGCUCAGUCGUGACUAAGAGAUCCCUCCAGUCAGAAACCCAAAGCUUUUAUUCAGCACUUAACUUAAUAGAAUUAACCCAUUUUAUACUAGAUUACUUUUUACUUUACUAUUAACGACAUGUGUUGUAUAUAUAAAACGUUUUCUCUGAAAUC